Molecule: messenger RNA, 3300 nt
Organism: Spathaspora passalidarum NRRL Y-27907
Lineage: Eukaryota; Fungi; Ascomycota; Pichiomycetes; Serinales; Debaryomycetaceae
Product: succinate-semialdehyde dehydrogenase (NAD(P)(+))
Exons: 1
Coding region: 15-1496 (493 amino acids)
Biological process (GO): GABA catabolic process
Molecular function (GO): succinate-semialdehyde dehydrogenase (NAD+) activity
Source: RefSeq, a predicted model, not a curated record
AAAGCUCCCCCAAAAUGGCUCCUAAAUUAAAGAAUCCAGAAUUACUUUGCAUCAAACCAUUCAUCAAUGGGAAAUGGUACGACUCCAAAUCUAGCAAAACCUUUGAUGUAUUUGAUCCAGCCACCGAAGAGCUUAUAAUCACCCUUCCUGACCAGACCCCCGAGGAAAUUGAUGAAGCAAUUCAAUUGACCCAUGAUGCCUUUGUACAAUACAAGCAUACCUCUCCCUAUGAACGAGCCAAAUGGUUGCGUAACAUGCAUCAACUUAUGCUUGAAAACUUGGAUGAUUUGGCAACUUUAAUUACUUGGGAAAAUGGUAAAGCCCUUUGUGAUGCUAUCGGUGAAGUCAAAUAUGCUGCUAGUUAUUUCGAAUGGUUUGCUGAAGAAGCUAAGAGAAUGUAUGGUCAUACUAUCCAACCCCUGAAUCCAAGCAAUAAAGUGAUGACUUUAAAGCAACCAGUUGGGGCUGUUGGUUUACUUUGUCCAUUUAAUUUCCCACUGGCCAUGGGUGCAAGAAAGGCUGCUCCUGCAUUAGCCGCUGGGUGUACCUGUGUCUUGAAACCAGAUGCCCAGACGCCAUUGAGUUCUCUUGCAUUGGCAUAUUUGGCCAAGAAGGCUGGAUUUCCUGAUGGUGUGUUCAAUGUUGUAUUGGUUAGUGUGGAAAACACACCAAUGGUUGGAUCAAAAUUCUGUGAACUGAAGUUGAUUAAGAAGAUUAGUUUCACUGGAUCUACACCAGUAGGUAAGUUACUCAUGAAACAAAGUUCCUCGACUUUAAAGAAGCUUUCUAUGGAAUUAGGUGGUAAUGCUCCAAUCAUUGUCUUUGACGAUGCCAAAUUGGAUAUUGCAGUUGAACAAUCGAUUGCAUCCAAGUUUAGAUCUCUUGGACAAACAUGUGUCUGUGCUAAUAGAAUCUACGUGCAAGAAAAAGUAUAUGAUGAAUUCUGUGAGAAGUUUGCUGCAAAAGUUCGUCAAUUCAAGAUCGGUAAUGGUUUUGAACCCGGGGUAACUCAUGCAUGUGUCAUUAAUCAAAAGUCUAUUGAAAAAGUUGAAACUCAUUUGCAAGAUGCUUUGGAUAAAGGUGCUAAGUUGAUUGUCCCCGGUGGUAGAUUACCUGAAUUGGGUAAGAACUUCUAUGCUCCUACUGUUAUCAAGGAUGUUACUCAAGAUAUGAGAGUUGUUCAAGAAGAAACUUUCGGUCCAUUGGGAGCAAUUAUCAAGUUCAGCACUAAGGAAGAAGUAUUGCAUUGGUGUAAUGAUACUCCAUUUGGUCUUGCAUCAUAUGUCUUCUCUGAAAAUUUGAAUAACGUUUGGUACAUGUCUGAAUACUUGGAAACUGGUAUGGUUUCUGUAAAUACUGGAUUGUUUACUGAUGCCGCAUUACCAUUUGGUGGGGUUAAAGAAUCUGGUUUUGGUAGAGAAGGUUCACUUUAUGGUGUUGACGAUUAUACCGUGAUUAAAUCAAUUACUUUGGGUAAUGUAUAUCACUAUGUAUAGAAUAUUACAUAUAAAUAGAAUACAACUUGAGUUAGAUCUAAUUGCAGUUGCUUACACGCUGGUUGGAUUGUAAAACAAAUCUAUCAUUGGGCACACACACACACACGCACACACUUAAUCCUUAUACUUUUCAAUAAAUUGCUUGUGGAACUUGGUCCAUCUAUCAAUCCAUUCUUGGCCAGGAGGUAAGAAAGUGGUUCUUAAAUGGUAAGUACCUGGUUUUUGACCAAACCCAUUACCAGGAAUACAACAAAUACCAGUGUUUUCCAAAAGUUCAACACAGUAAAUAUCAUCAAUGCCCAAGUCUGAAUUCUUAGCUCUAGAAUACAAUUUAUGGUAUUUUUCUUCAUCAAAAGUCAACAGAGGGAACAAGUACAUGGCACCCAUUGGCUUAUUACACUCAAUGUUUUCCAUUUCCAAGAAUGCAUGAUAUAAUAAAUCAGCUCUUUUUUCCAAAUCAUUGUGAAUGGCCUUGGUCUCAGCUUUGUAUAAUUCAUAAGAUUCAUCACCAGCUUUAGGUGGGUUGAUCAUCAAUUCCAUCAAUGCUUGACCCGAAACAACGGAACAAAGGUUGAUGGAUGCCAAUUUGAAGACAAUAUCUCUAACUUCGGUAUUGAACCCGACUAAUUCCAUGUAUCCCCCUCUUUGACCACAUUCACCAGAAACACCCUUGGAAGUCGAGUGUAAAGAUGCUAAUUGCACGUGCUGAUAAGUUUCUGGUUCCAUUUCCAAUAAUUCGCAAAGAACACGCUUGAAUGAAAUGAAUUUACCCUUGAAAAUGUUUUCUUGGUAAACUUCAUCGGCAAUCAAUACCAAACCAUAUUCGGCAGCAAUAUCAAUGAUUUCAAUCAUAUCUUGAGGAGACAAGAUGGAACCAGUAGGGUUACCUGGGUUAAUAACGACUAAUGCCUUAAUGUUAAUUCCUUCAUCUUGGUUCUUCUUGAUCAAUUCUCUAAUUUCUUCUGGGUUGGUUGACCAAUGGUUUGAUUCAUCCAAGUAAUAACCGAUUGGCUUGGCAUUGUUAAGAGCAAUUGUAGCGGUAUAUAAUGGAUAUUGCGGAAUAGGAAUAAGGAAACCUGAAUUUGGAUCAGCAGACAAGAUUUGGAUUAAAUAUGACACAGCGGUGGAGGCACCUGAGGUUAAGAACAAAUUGUGGGGAUUGGAAGGAUAUCCGUCUCUGCGUUCAAUGAAAUCAGCAAUUGACUUUCUGAAAUAAGCGGCACCUUGUGAAUGACUGUAUGCCCCCAAGGAACCAAUACUCUCAAGAAUGGUCUUGGCACGUUCUACCACAUCCUUAGGGUAAUCAACAUUGGUUUCCAAAAUGCCUGGAUAUUGUAAAAUGGAUAACACUUGACGGUACCAAGUUAAUGGACGUUGAUCUAACUGUUGUGGGUUACCAAUGUUGGCAUUGAUAAUCUUAUUGAACGGCAAUCCAUGAGAUUGUGGUUGAGAUUUGAUCAAAUCUUGAAGACCAUCUGCAAUGAUAGGGAUCUUACCUCUAACUGCGUACUUAGCAGUAACGGUAUUUGGGUUUAUAUCAUGAAUAGUUAAUGGAUCGGCUGGUUUGAAUGUCGACAAUGCACGUGAGAUCUGGGUUGAGCUAGGAGACAUCUUGCAACCAACAAAUGAUCUCAAGAUCUUGCUAGUGAUGGGUGAUACUCGUGAUGAAUGGAUCAACAUUGUGGACAACUUGUACAGAGUUUUUUUAUAUGAUGCAAUGUCCUGUAAAAAGGGUUAAACCAAAAGAUUGUUUGAUAUCCAACCACCAAAGGUUUAAAGUCAAAAUGAAAAGGAAAAGUGGAGU